AUGAAGUUGACGCCGAUUCCCAAAAAGAAAGGCGCAAGAGGCAACAAGAACCUCGUUCAAAAAGGCAAGCGACGCGGUGAUUCGGAAACCGGCGAGAUCGAGAACCGUCCUUCCAAGCUCCAAAGGAAGCUCGCCGCCCGCCGCGGCGGCGUUGACCCCGACGGCCCCCGCAGCAGGAGGAAGACCUCGCUGCGGGACCUGCCCGAGUGGUUCCUGGUCGACGUCUUCCUCACCGAGAGCAACUUCAGCUUCCCCCGCUGCAGCGGCUUCAUCGGCCGCAUCCUCUCGCACCCCUACGUCUUUCGUCGCUUGAUCGCCGAGGCGUUUGCGCCCACCUGGGAUAAUUGGUACGGCUGUGCUGCCGAGGAGGUCGUCAGCUACUCGAUGCCCGGCGCGCACCGGAUGGGCGUGCAUGAUCUCGAGAGAUUCGGCGGCGAUGCCAAACUGCAGACCAGCAUCCUCGAGCAAAAGUGGCUGACGACUGCAAGACUACUGCAAGCCCAGCAGGUGUGGCUCGCAACCCGCCGGCGACCACAGCCGGUCUACUAUCGUGUGCCGUCCCCAUUUCUGCAGGUUCGACGCCGACGCAAGUCCCCAGGCAUUGGCCGGGAAGGCUUCAUCCAGGACCAAGACUUCCAGGCGCAGAGCCAGUUUGACCUCGAGUACGACAAGGUCGUAGUUGCAGAUGAGGAUGAGGACAAGGUCCAGCGGCCGUAUCCAAACAUGCUCGAGGUGCACCCUGAGACCUCGAUCCCCGACCGGCUGAUCACCGGCCCCUGGGUCGAGGAGGACCUGAGGUUGCUGUUCUGGCUGGGCAGGGCCGGCGCCACCAUGUCCGAAAACCAGUCCUGGGAGCUCGUUGUUGAGGCGCUGGACCGCAUGAUUGCCCUGGCGAGGCUCAGCAGGCCCGGGUCGACAGAUCACGAAGACACUCACGCCAUGGUGAGUCGGAUCGUGAGCCUCUUUGAGCUGUUUGAUAUAUGGGCGAAGCUGCCGGUGCGGGAGUGGGUGGCGCUAGAGAAUACACCCAACCUCGGCUGGCUGGGUGAUGUGCUGCGCACAAAAACAUCAAGGCUACCCGGCUUGGCUUGA
This is a messenger RNA of Pyricularia pennisetigena, 1092 nucleotides long. RefSeq lists its product as uncharacterized. The transcript is spliced from 2 exons. Lineage: Eukaryota; Fungi; Ascomycota; Sordariomycetes; Magnaporthales; Pyriculariaceae. The coding region runs from base 1 to 1092 and encodes 363 amino acids. The record is from RefSeq and is a predicted model, not a curated record.